AUGUCUCCCCCGGCCCCGAUAACCUUGUCCUCCUCCUCUCCGGGCAGCAUGUCCUCCCCAUGUCUCUCCAGCUCGACGUCCGCCUCUUCCUCCGGUUUCACUCAGCCCACGAACUCCAGCAUGACCAGUCCGCCUAUUAGCCCGUCGCACUCCAUCUCUAGCAGCGUGGUCGACACCGACGUCGUUCCAAGUCUGUCGGACCACCAUCCGAGGACGCUCGUCCUGUGCUUCGAUGGGACGGGAGACCAGUUUGACACUGAUAACUCGAACGUUGUCUUGUUCUUCUCCAUGCUGAAGAAGGAUGAUCGCAACCAACAGAUGUGCUACUAUCAGGCUGGCGUUGGCACGUAUACCAUCCCCGAGAUCGCAACGCCUUUCUGGUCGAAUGUCAACAAAACUCUCGAUGAGAUGAUCGCGUGGAAUUUGAAUGCGCAUGUCAUGGGUGGAUAUGAGUUCCUCAUGCAGAAUUACACGGUCGGCGACAAGAUCUGUAUCUUCGGCUUCUCUCGCGGCGCAUAUACCGCCCGUGCCCUUGCUGGUAUGAUCCAUAAGGUCGGAUUACUCCCAGCUAGUAACCACCAACAGGUGCCAUUUGCGUACAAGAUGUUCACGCGCACGGAUGACGUAGGCUGGAAACAGUCGAAUGCGUUCAAGAAAGCGUUCUCUAUGGAUGUGGAUAUUGAGUUCAUCGGAGUAUGGGAUACUGUGUGUUCCGUCGGACUCAUCCCGCGCACUCUGCCGUUCACGUCCUCGAACAAUUCGAUCCGCACCUUCCGCCACGCCGUUUCCCUUGAUGAGCACCGCGCCAAGUUCAAGGCAAACCUUUACAACCGCCCGACGGAGCGCGAGACCCAGCUCGGCCUGCAAGCGGGGGAAAUGCCUAAGUCCGGGCACAAGUCAGCGCGGAGUAAGAAAUGGGCUGAAGAUAGGGAGCGCACGUUCGACCUGGACAACCGGGGCAACGCCGUGCCUUGCGAGACGGACGUGCUAGAGGUGUGGUUCGCCGGGUGUCACUGCGACGUGGGCGGGGGUUCUGUCGCGAACGACGUCACCCACAACCUUGCGCGCAUUCCGCUGCGGUGGAUGAUCCGCCAGUGCUUCCUCGCCAAGACGGGCAUCCGCUUCCAUGGAGAGGCCCUCAGAAAUGUCGGGCUCGACCCCGCCGCGCUGUACCCCAAGGUUCUCGAGCGCCCGCCGGCGCUCUCCCCGUCGUCGUCGCGGUAUGCCAUGGAGUAUGCGCACUCCCGGGAGAGUACAGAUGCAACACGGGUGUCGCAGGGUGCGCCACUGACUGAGGAGGAGGAGGACCUGAUCGACGCGCUCUGCCCGAUCUAUGACCAGCUUAAGAUUGCGCCCGGGUGGUGGACGCUCGAGGUCCUCCCGCUAGUCCUCCCGCCGCAGCACCGCCACCAAAACAAGGAAAACCAAUGGGAGGACUAUCUCAUGGUCAACCUGGGCAGGGGUCGCCAAGUGCCUAAACACCGGCCGUUCCAUAUGCAUCGGACGGUCAAGACGCGGUUAGAGGCGCUCGGGCUCGAGGGUGGGCCGUACAAGCCCAAUGCGGAGUACAAGAACGAGCCUAUCUGGAUGUCUUGA
Messenger RNA from Sparassis crispa, 1596 nucleotides. RefSeq lists its product as hypothetical. The transcript has 9 exons. Lineage: Eukaryota; Fungi; Basidiomycota; Agaricomycetes; Polyporales; Sparassidaceae. The record is from RefSeq and is a predicted model, not a curated record. Bases 1 to 1596 code for a protein of 531 amino acids.